Owenia fusiformis is the source of this 998-nucleotide messenger RNA. The record is from the annotation of a GenBank genome assembly. Lineage: Eukaryota; Metazoa; Annelida; Polychaeta; Sabellida; Oweniidae.
UUUCCCGCCAUAUUGGAAUCUGUGACAAAAGUCUCAGUGAAGAAUAAUAAUCAUGCCAUCUGAAGCUGAAGUUGAGACAAUGCCAGUUGCCCAGGAGGCUGCCCCUCCUGCUGAGGCUCCCACUAAGGCUGCUGAGCCUGCUAAGGCUGCAGACCCAGCACCAAAGGUCGCAGAUGGAUCGGGAACCGAGUCUGAUAGUGAUGAUUCUAUGCCAGACUUGGAGCAGGAUCCAGCCGCUGCAGCUGUCCAAAGCCAGGUAGCUGCUGCUGCAGGAAUCACAGAGGAGAUGGUAAGCAAGGCAAAACAGAGCAGAAGUGAGAAGAAAAGUAGAAAGGCUAUGUCCAAACUUGGACUUAAACAAGUGACAGGUGUGAGCAGAGUAACAAUCAGAAAAUCAAAGAACAUUUUAUUUGUCAUCAGCCGACCAGAUGUAUUCAAAAGUCCCGCCUCUGAUACCUACAUAGUAUUUGGAGAAGCCAAGAUUGAAGACCUGGCCCAACAAGCACAGAUGGCUGCAGCUGAAAAAUUCAAAACCCCCGACGCAGCACCUGCUAUGGGUGAUGUGCAAAGCAUGGUGACACAACCCAUCGCAGAAGAAUCUGAUGAGGAAGAGAUUGAUGAGGGUGGUGUGGAAGGAAAGGACAUUGAACUUGUCAUGUCGCAAGCGAACGUCUCGCGUGGAAAAGCAGUAAAAGCCCUCAAAAAUAACGAUAAUGAUAUAGUAAAUGCAAUAAUGGAGUUAACGAUGUGAUCUUGAUGGACUGAUUGAUAUCUCAUUUGUAUUCUGUUUUGUUUUUACUUGAUUUUCUAUGAACAAUGCUAAUAUAUGUACCAUAUCUCCCAAGCCAUGAAUAAAAAAUUGCAAAAAUAUAUACCAAAAGAAUGUACUUUUAGUUCAGUGAUUAUGCCAUUAUGUUUGAGAUCUGUUGAUGUGUUGAGAUUAGGGGUCCCGCAAUUGCUCGGAUUUGCUCGAGCAAUACGCCACGAUACGAGCGUAU